Molecule: messenger RNA, 255 nt
Organism: Blepharisma stoltei
Lineage: Eukaryota; Ciliophora; Heterotrichea; Heterotrichida; Blepharismidae
Source: the annotation of a GenBank genome assembly
AUGGGCAAAGCCAAAAAACUUAUCAUUGAGCCUGGAAAAUUCGUCAGAAUCAAAUCAGGAGACUACAAAGGAGAUAUAGCCCAAAUUGUAAUGGUCGAAGAGCACAGAGACCGCGCACAAGUAAGAAUGGUCCCAUGUCUUGAAAAAACCAGCAACCACAAAGUGCAGCCUUCAGCCAAACUUUUUAACCCAAAAGACUACCCUGAGUGUGAAACCAAAAGAGACGUCAUGUCCCGAUACAUUUUUUUCUUAUAG